AUGAGCGCUGAGAACUUUAGUUGCACGGACUUGGCAGCUCUCGUUAAUCGGCUGAACUUCUUGAGAAAGGUGCUCCAAAAUGUUGAAGACAUAGGAUGGAGUUUAUAAUUGUGUGCACUUUGAAGAAAGUGGUUGAUUCGUGAUGUUUUUUUGAACAAGAAUAGCUAAUUAGAAAAAAAAAAGUGCAUGCAUAGAAAUUUGCACCUUCUGCACUUUACAAACGUUUGUUCAAAAUAGAAGAUUGUCUAACAACUACUGUUUAUUAUCCUAAUUAGCUCUGAAGAUCUUUGGUGGCUUACACUUUCUAUUUCCAUAAUUAUUUCGUCCCUAAUUUCGUGCCAUAUUUUCCAAUUUUGAAAAGGUUUUGCAGACGGAUGACUCUGUUAUUUUGGAGCUGAAUGACGCGCUUCCGACGAAAUCUUUCGAUGCGAACAGCCAGAUUUGCAAAAACCAUUGUAGCCGUUUCACAGAAGUUGUCAGUACUUUAGGCUAUUAAUUUUUUUAAACCUCAUAACUUUCGCCUUUUUCAAAAAUAUAUCAUCAAAUUUUCAAACUGCUUUGGCCACAAAGUCGUUUUUUAUGGGAAAGAAACAAAUGGAAGGCUCACACGCAAGUAAAUGAACCAGACAUUUACACUUUCUGUUCGAAAAGGCAAUCAAAUAGGAUAUUUUACUCGCUUCAAAAAAAAAAAAGAACUUGAUUCGAAGAAUAUACAUACUUUACAGUUAACUAAGUUGGCGACGGAGCGAAUGCAGUUGCUGGAGAAAUGUAUCGAGGAAAACGAGAGGAAAGCCGCCCAAGUCCAAGGCGUCGAGGCCCAAAUUCUACGCGGAGCAGUGAGUCUUUUUCAGUGGAGUUGAUUGAGAACUUGGAAAGUAGUCAUGAAGUUAUUAGUGUACCUCGAAAAUAAUCUUACGGCUUUUCGAAUCCUUUUUCCAAUUUUUUAAUACACCCAAGCGAUAUAUUUUUUUUCUCGUAUUUUGUCAUUUUUCCGGUUUAGUACAUCGAGAAGUACAACUAGUCACUAGGAUGGUUCCAAUUCCUUUCUUUCUCAAAUAAAACAGUCAUGAUUUUUUCUGAUUUAUCCUUCUCAGAAAUUAACUCGGAUGUCGUGCUCGGAGUAAUUCCGCGAUAUUCGAAAUGGUCUCUAUACAAUUUAGUCAUCCUUUUCUUUUUCACGCUUUCUACUCUUACGACUACACGCUAGGACUUCUAGUUCGCCAAAGGCGGUUGUUCGUUAUAGCUUAAGCAGUUCUUGUUCACCGCCUAGUCGAUUGCAUCAGACUAAAACAACAAAAAUAAAUGAUUUGAUUUGAUUUUUUCGACGGCUGUUUUAAAUUUCGCGGAAUCACUUUGAACACGGCAGAUGGUUUUUAUCAAUUUGAGUUCAUCAAAAAUGACGUUUCCUUUUUCCUCUACUUCUCAAUUUUGAUGACGUUGUGAAGCUGCAAAAGUUUGCAAGUCGGCAUUUGCACUCAAUUAAAUUAAUAAUAAUUGAAUUGAGAGCCGACAGCUGCGGUUCGAACGCGACGUGGAAGAAGUCGUGACGGAGAGAAGUUCGCAGGCCGUCAAAGACCGCUGCUCGAAAAUCUUGUGA
Molecule: messenger RNA, 1597 nt
Organism: Caenorhabditis auriculariae
Lineage: Eukaryota; Metazoa; Nematoda; Chromadorea; Rhabditida; Rhabditidae
Source: the annotation of a GenBank genome assembly